This is a messenger RNA of Bombina bombina (fire-bellied toad), 10239 nucleotides long. RefSeq names its product FYVE, RhoGEF and PH domain containing 5 (gene FGD5). Bases 156 to 4823 code for a protein of 1555 amino acids. The record is from RefSeq and is a predicted model, not a curated record. The transcript is spliced from 22 exons. Gene Ontology annotation, cellular component: cytoplasm. NCBI's taxonomy places the organism in Eukaryota, Metazoa, Chordata, Amphibia, Anura, Bombinatoridae. Gene Ontology annotation, molecular function: metal ion binding; guanyl-nucleotide exchange factor activity.
UCCAGCUCUGAGCUGAGCCCAGAAUCACAAGGAGCAGCUGCAGCUUCAGUGCUGGGUCCCCAGUUACUCAUGUGCCCAUUCAGCUGACACAUUGCCCACCCCAGGGACAUGCAGGAUGGUGUAAGCCAGGGGCACCUGCCUAACUUCCUAGGAAGAUGAGCACAGAUAUCAACAAGCCUGCACUUUCUCCAAAGCCACAAGUUCUGGACAACUUCAGCCCAGUGACCCAUCCAAAGAGGUUCUUGUCUCCUCUGAUCUCAAGAGCCAGCCAUAUUCAUCAUUCAAACUCUAUGUCCAGAGGCCCUAAGCCACCCAUUGCCCCCAAGCCUGUGCUGUCACCAGUUGCCAAGAGAAAGUCAAUAGAAGACUCUAAUAAUUCCCUCAAUAAAAGCACAAAUGGGGAGGUGGUUUAUCCCAUGGAAAACAUAUAUGACGCUGAUACUUACAGCCCAGAAGUAUAUGAAAAGGAGAUACUGGACAUGACAUACACGGACAAAUUGUCAGUUCCAGACUCCAAUCUAACAGAUGAAGAGAGAGCUGACUUGGAAUGUGAAGCGUCUAUUGAAACAUGGGCCUCACCACUAGAAGAGGAUCAAACCAGUCAUGGAAAGAGUUCUCCUGGGCUGGAGGAGGAAGACAGUGGACAUAUAGAGAGUACUCCAUCAAGAGAUUUGGAAUCUGCAGAAUCCACAGAGGUGGAAGACAGUGAUAACACAGAUGCUCUGAGCUUAAGAUCCUCAUCAACUGCAGAGGCGGAUACAUUGAUGCCUCCUCCAGAAUGUGACACACUGCACUUUAAAAAUGACUUGGGGUAUAUGGAAGAGGACCUAUUUUUGGAUAGUAAUGAAUGUAAUAUUAAAAAUAAAAAAGAGAAAAUUGAUCUUAAGAUUGUGGGACAUGGAGAUGUUAUUUUGACAAAUGUGUGCUUUGGAAAUAGACCCCAUUCUGGUGAUACAAAUGUUGAAGAUGAAAGCUGUGAAAGUUGCUUAGAGACAUUUAAUGACUCUUCUAUGCAAAGCUGCAACGAGUUUAACUUUAAACAAAGAGAGACAGAAUCAGUAGAUGAUCCUGUUUUAUCUGAUGGUUCUAUGUAUGGUAAAUUAUCUGAGACUGAGGCUGUAACGUCAGAAUACUUGGAAUCUACAACAGAAAUUUCUGGGGAGUCUACUAAUAAUUAUGACAUUCUACAAAAAGAAAUUUUGUGUGUCAGAAAUAACAGUUUAGAUGACGCUAUAAGAGAAGAAAUCAGUCUUAUCAAAGGAUUGGAAGAAUAUAUAGGCAAUGAAAAAAAUAAUGUAAUAGGGGAGGAACCAAGGGAUAUCAACCCUGUUAUAAAACAAGAAGCCAAAGAAGUUAGAGAUUAUGAAAACAUGGAUGAGAGUUGUCAAAUUAUUCCUUUUGAAAGUGAAGGUAAUGAUGACAUAACUGAGGCUUUAGUAGAGUUAAUGGGAAGAGAAAAUUGUUUACAUAAAAAUCUUUCAGAUAUUUUUUCAGUACCAGAGUGUGAGCAAAGAGACAAUGAUAAAUAUUUCACUGAAGAGAGGCGGGGAAGUGAUGUCACACAUAAAUCACUAGAGGUCACAGCUGUAUAUGAAACAUUCAUACAUGAAGAAGAUGUAUCUGGAUCUAGUGAGCAUGAUGUGAUUGAUGUGGAGGCAGCAGGGAUGUCAUCAACACAUCAGGAAACCAAGGUCAAAGAGCCAGCAGUGGACAAUGUGCAAAAUAUUCCAAUUGUUGAAGACUGUUUUGUGCCAAAAGAAGAGGAAGAUAACAACCCCUAUGUGCUAGAGGACAGUGUGCAAUCAAGAAGUGAAAAAAUGCCCCAUGCAAAAGAUUUAAGCCACAUUGAGACAGAGGAGGAAGAACUACAUUCUUGUUGCUUGAAGGAGCAAUGUGGAAUUGAUGGAGAAAACCAUUCACUUUGUUAUGAUAGAAAAAAUAUUGUCACAAGGACUAGAUCCUAUUCUGGAAAAAUACAUGGAAAUGUUCCUGAAACUGUUCCUGAGGAAACUGGAGCUGAGGCUGAAUCACUUCUGUUGACUAAUGACUCUAAGAAGGACAUCAUGAGUGAACAUCUAGAGGCCAAACCAUUAGACUUGGGGAGGGUACUACCAAGAAAGCCAAGUCGGUUUAUUUUAUACCCUCGUUCAUACUCAGUGGAAGGCAGAAAUAACACAGCAUCUCUUUAUAUAGAAUCAGAUGUGUCAUCCCCUUAUAUUAUUGCCUCUUCUGGAAGCUUUUCACAGAGAGAUCAUCAUUCCUCCAGUGGAAUGUCCACACCUACUUCUGUGGUAGACAUCCCUCCACCUUUUGAGCUGGCUAGCAUCACAAAAAAGCCAAUUACAAAAAGUUCUCCCUCACUUCUGAUUGAAAAUGAGUCCUCAGAGAAAAACACUAAGAAAAAAAAGUCAUCAUUCAAGAAGUUCCUAACACUGAAGUUUAAGAAGAAGACAGAGAACAAAGUCCAUGUUGAUGUCAAUGUUUCCUCUUCCAGAUCAUCUUCAGAGUCAAGCUACCACAGGACAUCCAGGCUUUUGGAUUUUGAUCAAGGGAGUCUGGGGAGCUCUCCCCAGCUUCAUAACCGGUCUAGUUUACAAUGCUUUCCUGAUUCUCCAGCUGCUAUGCUUUUCUACAAAGACAUGAAGCGAAAGGGGACAUCCAGAGCCUUCAGCAGAAGUGUGGCUAGAGUUGAGUCUUUUGAAGAUCGUUCAAGACCUCCAUUUAUUUCUUUGCCUUUAACCAAACCACGGUCCAUCUCUUUUCCCAAUGCUGACACUUCGGAUUAUGAGAAUAUACCAGCUAUGAGUUCUGAUUAUGAAAACAUACAGAUUCCUCCAACCAGACCUAGCAGGGCUGGGACUUUCACUGAAUUUUUUGAAGACCCAAGUAAGGCUUUGUCCUCUGCAAAUGAAAAUGAUGGAUAUGUGGAUAUGAGCAGCUUCAAUAGCUUUGAGAUCAAGCAGCAGACACCUGAACAGGAGACAGAAAGUGCGUAUACAGAGCCAUACAAGGUUUGCCCCAUCCCUCUAAGCACCACAGAGGACAUCACAUCUGAUGAAGAGCAGAAGACCUCAGAGGAUGAAGGACAUCUUUCAGCAGAGCCUGGGGUGGUGCAGAAGAAGGAAGGGCCAGUGCGAGCGCUGAGCAUCGUGAAGGAUCUGGUUAACUCAGAGAGAGAAUACGUAGAAACCCUGAGGCAGCUGCACACGGAGUUUCAUGCAGCUGUUCUGAGAGUGCUGGGUAAUGAAGAGGAAGAUGAGGAGGAAGAUCUCAAACUCAGGCAUGGACUCAGUGAGCUACAGGAUAUCUAUUUACUCCAUGAGGAGAUCUUGGAAGAGCUGCAACAAAGGAUCCUACAUUGGGAAGAGAGGCAGAAGAUAGCAGACUUGUUCCUGCGCCGGGAGUCCAGCUUCCACCACCACACUGCAUUCAUUGUUGUGUUUGACAAGACUAUAGCUGCCCUGGACAGUUGCAGUCGCAAAAGCCCUCAACUGGCAGCGGCAGUCAAAGAAUAUGAGAAGAAUCCACAGAGAGGCCAAGUGAGUGUGAAGCAUGAACUGCUGAUGGUGGUGCAGAGAGUCUUCCAGUAUCACAUGAUCCUAACAGAUUAUCUGAACAACCUAUGCCCAGACUGGCCAGAGUAUGAGGACACACAGGCUGCUUUGUUGAUGGUGUUGGAGGUUGCAGAUCGAGCUAACGACAGCUUGCGCCACGGGGAGAAUCUGCAGAAGUUGGUUCAGAUCGAAUACAGUGUCCAAGGGCAAAGAAGCCUUGUGCAGCCUGGCCGGGAGUUUGUGAAAGAGGGAACAUUAAUGAAAGUAUCUGGGAAAACCCGGCACCCGCGGCAUCUUUCUUGUUUUUUGAUGAAUGAUAUCCUUCUCUACACAUAUCCUCAGAAGGACGGCAAAUACCGGCUUAAAAGCGCUCUGUCAAUACCAGGCAUGCGGGUUAGUCGUCCGAUUGUGGAGGACGCCCAGAACGUGAUGAAGAUUGAGUGCAUGGAGCGGUGCCUAAUGCUGUCUGCAAGCUCGUGCUCUGAGAGGGAUGAAUGGUACAGCUGUAUCAGCAGAACAGUCCAGGAAUAUUACAAAGCUCCCACUGCAUCUGUUUAUCACAACAAUGUGGAGAUAAGAGAGAGGUUGGACAUGUACCUCGGGGAGAGGCCCCCAAGUGUGGCAUUUCUGCCUCAUGUUACCAUGUGUAUGAAUUGUGGCAGCGAUUUCAGCCUUACACUGAGACGCCAUCAUUGUCAUGCGUGUGGCAAGAUUGUCUGUCGCAGUUGCUCCAGAAACAAAUAUCCUCUUAAAUACCUCAAAGACAGGCCUUCCAAAGUCUGUAACAUCUGCUAUUCAGAACUAAAGAAAAGAGAGGUGACGGCUUUAAGCAUGAAUCCCUCUCCGCCUAUGCCCAGGUCUGCAGCCAGUGCCUUCUCAUCCAUGUUACACCACAUUCACCCUUCUUCUUUCAGGAAACAUAAGAAAAUCCCCUCUGCACUGAUCGAGGCAGCAACAUCGGGAGAAAAUUCCUCGAUCAGUGGUUAUUUGCAUCGGUGCAAGAAAGGCAAAAAAUACUGGAAGAAGCGUUGGUUUGUUAUUAAAGGCAAAGUGCUGUACACAUAUGCCACCUGUGAGGACAAAGUUGCCACAGAAAGUUUACCUCUAUUAGGUUUCAAUAUCGUGCCCGACACGUGGGACCAGAGCCCCAAGCUCGGCACAGUAUUCCAGCUUUACCACAAGCAAACCCUGUUUUAUAGCUUCAAGGCAAGAGACACCAAUUCAGCAAUCAGGUGGGUUGAUGCAAUGAAACUUGCUUCAGUAUUAUAGCACUGAUACGUCACAGACUCUGCAAGCUGUAGAAAAACCAGAACAAGCAAACUGUCACCUUGAUGUCCUCAACUCAAACAAAAGCGUUAAAAUAUAAAGCAGGAACCUGACGGCUGCAGCCACAGAGAAAUGUGCAUUGUGGGAAGUAAAAGCCAUUAAAGGAUGACAGUGCUGGAAUUUUUAUACGGAAACUGGAUUUGUAGACUUACAAUGUCUAAUUUUUAUUUGCUGACUUCAUUGUGUAAACUCCCAAUUUUCUAUCUUGUAUUUAAAGGAGCAAAUUCUAAUUAUAAACAGUUUUACUAAAUUAAAACCAGUAACUAGGGCCCUACACACCUGCCUUAGGUUAUGCUGCAGUACAAAUGGGCGCACCUUACUUGUUAUGCUGCAGUACAAACGGGCGUACUUUACUUGUUAUGCUGCAGUACAAACGGGCGUACUUUACUUGUUAUGCUGCAGUACAAACGGGCGUACUUUACUUGUUAUGCUGCAGUACAAAUGGGCAUAACCUAACUUGACGCUAUAUCUGUUCCAUAUCUGUAAUAUACACAUUAUGACUUCUGGCGGCAGACACUAUAUCUGUUCCAUAUGUCACAUACACAAUAUGGCUUCUGAAUAUGCCAUCACCUUAGAUGGUUGUUGGUCAGUAUACACUAUAUCUGUCACAUACACAGUGUGGCUGGUGCAACGCUGCCCCCUGCAGACUUACGGUCAAUGGGCCGCCAGCAGGGGUGUCAAUCAACCCGAUCGUACUCGAUCGGGUUGAAUUCUGGCGAUUCCUGUCCGCCUCAUCAGAGCAGCGGUCCGUACGGAGCUUGAUAAAUGGGCCUCUAUAUUUGUCACAUACACAGUAUGACUUCUGAAUCAGCCAUCACCUUAGAUGGUUGUUGGUCAGUACACACUAUGGGGCAUAUUUAUGAAGCUCCGUAUGGAGCUUGAUGCCCUGUGUUUCUGGCGAGCCUUCAGGCUCGCCGGAAACACAAGUUUUGAAGCAGCGGUCUAAAGACUGCUGCUCCAUAACCCGUCCGCCUGCUCUGAAUGGGCAGACAGACAUUGCCAGAAAUCAACCCGAUCGAAUACGAUCGGAGUGAUUGACACCCCUUGCUAGCGGCCGAUUGGCUGCAAAUCUGCAGGGGGCGGCAUUGCACCAGCAGUUCACAAGAACUGCUGGUGCAAUGAUAAAUGCCGAGAGCGUAUGCUGUUGGCAUUUAUCGCUGUGCAGAAGACAUGAUACGCAAUAUCGGAUCAUGUCCGCUUGCACAAUGAUAAUUCGACCCCUAUAUCUGUUACAUAUUUGUCACAUACACAGGAUGACUUCUGAAUUGGCAAUCACCUUAGAUGGUUGUUGGUCAGUACACACUAUAUCUGUUACAUAUCUGUCACAUACACAGGAUGACUUCUGAAUUGGCAAUCACCUUAGAUGGUUGUUGGUCAGUACACACUAUAUCUGUUACAUAUCUGUCACAUACACAGGAUGACUUCUGAAUUGGCAAUCACCUUAGAUGGUUGUUGGUCAGUACACACUAUAUCUGUUACAUAUCUGUCGCAGACACAGUAUGGCUUCUGAAUUGGCAAUCACCUUAGAUGGUUGUUGGUCAGUACACACUAUAUCUGUUACAUAUCUGUCGCAUACACAGGAUGACUUCUGAAUUGGCAAUCACCUUAGAUGGUUGUUGGUCAGUACACACUAUAUCUGUUACAUAUCUGUCGCAUACACAGUAUGGCUUCUGAAUUGGCAAUCACUUUAGAUGGUUGUUGGUCAGUACACACUAUAUCUGUUACAUAUCUGUCGCAUACACAGUAUGGCUUCUGAAUUGGCAAUCACUUUAGAUGGUUGUUGGUCAGUACACACUAUAUCUGUUACAUAUCUGUCACAUACACAGGAUGACUUCUGAAUUGGCAAUCACCUUAGAUGGUUGUUGGUCAGUACACACUAUAUCUGUUACAUAUCUGUCACAGACACAGUAUGGCUUCUGAAUUGGCAAUCACCUUAGAUGGUUGUUGGUCAGUACACACUAUAUCUGUUACAUAUCUGUCACAUACACAGUAUGACUUCUGAAUUGGCAAUCACCUUAGAUGGUUGUUGGUCAGUACACACUAUAUCUGUUACAUAUCUGUCACACACACAGUAUGACUUAUGAAUAUGCCAUCAUCUUAAAUGGUUGUUGGUCAGUACACACUAUAUCUGUUACAUAUCUGUCACAUACACAGUAUGACUUCUGAAUUGGCAAUCACUUUAGAUGGUUGUUGGUCAGUACACACUAUAUCUGUUACAUAUCUGUAACACACACAGUAUGACUUAUGAAUAUGCCAUCAUCUUAGAUGGUUGUUGGUCAGUACACACAAUGGGGCCUAAUUAUCAUAGCGCAAGCGGACAUGAUCCAAUAUUGUGGAUCAUAUCUGCUGCACAUCGAUAAAUGCCGACAGCAUAUCUGAUUGGCCGCCCAUAUCUGAUUGGCUGCUAGCAGGGGGUGUCAAUCAGCCUGAUUGUAUAGGAUUGGGCAGAUUGAUGUCUGCCGCCUCAGAGCAGGCAAACUGGUUAUGGAGCAAUGGUCUUUAGACCGCUGCUUCAUAACUGCUGUUUCCGGCAAGCUUAAAGGCUCGCGCAGAAACAAGGGCAUCAAGCUCCAUUUGGAGCUUGAUAAUUUGGCCCCUAUAUCUGUUACAUAUCUGUCACAUACACAGUAUGACUUCUGAAGCAAUACGCUCUCUGUAUUCAGCAUUGCACCAGCAGCUCACAAGAGCUGCUAGUGCAACGCCGCCCCCUGCAGACUCGCGGCCAAUGGGCCGCCAGCAGGGAGGUGUUAAUACGAUCGGGUUGAAUUGUGGCGAUUCCUGUCCGCCUGCUCAGAGCAGGCAGACAGGGUUAUGGAGCAAGCUCCAUACGGAGCUUGAUAAAUGGGCCUCUCUAUCUGUUCCAUAUCUGACACAUACACAGCAUGACUUCUGAAUCAGCCAUCACCUUAGAUGGUUAUUGGUCAGUAGACGUGAUAUCUGUUCCAUAUCUGACACAUACACAGUAUGACUUCUGAAUCAGCCAUCACCUUAGAUGGUUAUUGGUCAGUAGACGUGAUAUCUGUUCCAUAUCUGACACAUACACAGCAUGACUUCUGAAUCAGCCAUCACCUUAGAUGGUUAUUGGUCAGUAGACGUGAUAUCUGUUCCAUAUCUGACACAUACACAGUAUGACUUCUGAAUCAGCCAUCACCUUAGAUGGUUAUUGGUCAGUAGACGUGAUAUCUGUUCCAUAUCUGACACAUACACAGCAUGACUUCUGAAUCAGCCAUCACCUUAGAUGGUUAUUGGUCAGUAGACGUGAUAUCUGUUCCAUAUCUGACACAUACACAGUAUGACUUCUGAAUCAGCCAUCACCUUAGAUGGUUAUUGGUCAGUAGACGUGAUAUCUGUUCCAUAUCUGACACAUACACAGCAUGACUUCUGAAUCAGCCAUCACCUUAGAUGGUUAUUGGUCAGUAGACGUGAUAUCUGUUCCAUAUCUGACACAUACACAGUAUGACUUCUGAAUCAGCCAUCACCUUAGAUGGUUAUUGGUCAGUAGACGUGAUAUCUGUUCCAUAUCUGACACAUACACAGCAUGACUUCUGAAUCAGCCAUCACCUUAGAUGGUUAUUGGUCAGUAGACGUGAUAUCUGUUCCAUAUCUGACACAUACACAGCAUGACUUCUGAAUCAGCCAUCACCUUAGAUGGUUAUUGGUCAGUAGACGUGAUAUCUGUUCCAUAUCUGACACAUACACAGCAUGACUUCUGAAUCAGCCAUCACCUUAGAUGGUUAUUGGUCAGUAGACGUGAUAUCUGUUCCAUAUCUGACACAUACACAGUAUGACUUCUGAAUCAGCCAUCACCUUAGAUGGUUAUUGGUCAGUAGACGUGAUAUCUGUUCCAUAUCUGACACAUACACAGUAUGACUUCUGAAUCAGCCAUCACCUUAGAUGGUUAUUGGUCAGUAGACGUGAUAUCUGUUCCAUAUCUGACACAUACACAGUAUGGCUUCUGAAUCAGCCAUCACCUUAGAUAGUUAUUGGUCAGUUGACGCGAUAUCUGUUCCAUAUCUGACACAUACACAGUAUGGCUUCUAAAUUGGCCAUCACCUUAGAUGGUUGUUGGUCAGUACACACUAUAUAUGUUCCAUAUCGGUCACAUACAGAGUAUGGCUUCUAAAUUGGCCAUCACCUUAGAUGGUUGUUGGUCAGUACACACUAUAUAUGUUCCAUAUCGGUCACAUACAGAGUAUGGCUUCUAAAUUGGCCAUCACCUUAGAUGGUUGUUGGUCAGUAGACACUAUGGGGCCGAAUUAUCAAGGACUGAAUGGCCCUGAAUACCCCUGUUUCUGCGCAGGCCUUCAGGCUUGCCGAAAACAGGAGUUAAGCAUUGGUCUUAAGACCACUGCCCCUUAACUUGUCCGCCGCGUCUGAGGCUGCAGACAUUAAUCCGCCCGAUUGCAUAUGAUCGGGUUGAUUGACACCCCCUGCUAGCGGCCGAUUGGCUGCAAAUCUGCAGGGGGCGGCCUUGCACAGGCAGUUCACUAGAAAUGCUUGUGCAAUGUUAAAUGCUGAUAUCGUAUGCUGUCAUAAUUCAGCGAUGUCUGGCGGACAUGUUAUGCAACAGCGUAUCAUGUCCGCCAGACAUUGAUAAAUUGACCCCUAUAUCUGUUACAUAUUUGUCACAUACACAGUUUAAUUUCUGCGUAGACCACCACCUUGACAUUACUUGCUUUUCUAAUCAUUUUACUGACAUGAAGAAAUUGUUUGUACAUGGAGAUUAUGAUAAUUUUCUGUAAGCUCAGUGCCCUGUGCCCUCAUGUAGCCCUACAGUAAUGAAGUUGCAACAACUACACUGGAUGCACAUAAAUACUGACUGUAUUUUGUAUAGGAACAUAAUACUUUUUAACCAUUUAAUAUACAGCUGGACUCAUCUGUAAUCAUCUGGUGUACAAAUAACAGGAAUUGCUAUUUUAGGUUUUGUUAGUUUUACUGCAUUGAAUGAACGUUUACAAAAAAAUGUGUUGGAGAUACAAAUCUCUGCUGAGCAGUUAGACCCUGUGAUCUCAAGUCCUGAUGACAAGGAUCUCUCUGGUCCGGUGCAAUAAAGAAAACCAUCAGGAAUCUGAAACAGAUGUUAAUAGCACCGUGACAAUGCAUGUCCUGCAGAUACACCCUGGUGGUCACUGUUACAAUAUUGUUCUGUAAAUAAAGUGUUUGAAAUCUGUUUUAAUGCUCUACAUUUUUAAGAGCAAAAUAAUAAAAUCAAAGUUUAUAUAAGUUAAUUACAUAGGUAAAUGGGUUUUGCACUAUGGGCAUGUUUUAUAUGAUACAUAGCUAAAAUCAUUGCAUUUGUUAAAAACAUGAAUAUCCCAUUGAAAAUGACAGAUAAAAUAAACCUUUACACAAAAAACAA